CCAAAACUAUCUUCAAGAAGCCAAACAUCUGAACCGGAAGUGAGGGACAGGAAGUAGACCGCGGAAGACCACAAGGUUACACCCAAGCGUGGGUUCCGAGGACUCGAAAUCUGCGGUGCCAACCGAUUUAGGGCGGUGGGGAAGGGUCCUGACACAAAUGGCUUUCCCUGAGCCCAAACCGCGGGGCCCGGAGCUGCCGCAAAAACGAGUGAAGACGCUGGACUGCGGGCAGGGGGCAGUGCGAGCUGUACGAUUUAAUGUGGAUGGCAAUUACUGUCUGACGUGCGGCAGCGACAAGACCCUGAAGCUGUGGAACCCGCUGCGGGGGACGCUGCUGCGGACCUACAGUGGCCACGGCUACGAGGUGCUGGACGCGGCCGGCUCCUUUGACAACAGCAGUCUCUGCUCCGGCGGCGGGGACAAGGCGGUGGUGCUGUGGGAUGUGGCGUCAGGGCAGGUCGUUCGCAAAUUCCGGGGCCACGCGGGGUCCUCCAAAGUCCAGCCUCCUCUGAGUGGCAAUUCCUGUUUCUCAGAAGGUGAACACGGUCCAGUUCAACGAAGAGGCCACGGUCAUCCUGUCUGUAUACGCUGCUGGGACUGCCGAUCUCGAAGGCCUGAGCCAGUGCAGACGCUGGACGAAGCCAGGGAUGGCGUAUCCAGUGUGAAGGUGUCGGACCGUGAGAUCCUGGCAGGCUCCGUGGACGGCCGGGUGAGGCGCUACGACCUGAGGAUGGGGCAGCUCUUCUCAGACUACGUGGGCAGCCCCAUCACUUGUACCUGCUUCAGCCGGGACGGGCAGUGCACCCUGGUGUCCAGCCUGGACUCCACGUUGCGGCUUCUAGACAAGGACACCGGGGAACUGCUGGGCGAGUACACGGGCCAUAAGAACCAGGAGUACAAGCUGGACUGCUGCCUGAGUGAGCGUGACACACACGUGGUCAGCUGCUCCGAGGACGGGAAGGUGUACUUCUGGGACCUGGUAGAGGGUGCCCUGGCACUGGCCCUGCCCGUGGGUCCUGGUGUGGUGCAGUCACUGUCCUACCACCCCCUGGAGCCCUGCCUGCUGACUGCCGUGGGGGGCAGCGUCCACUGCUGGCGGGAAGAGGCUUAUGAGGCGGAGGGUGGCACGGGCUGAAGUCGGGGGACCCGCCGCCACCAAGGGCACAGACUCCGGGCUCACAGAGACCAUUUAUUGGAGACCUGCUGCUGACCAAGGAGUGAGGGGAGAACUGCACGCUAAUAAAUAGAGGGGAGGCUUCGCUGGUGCGGUA
Messenger RNA from Neofelis nebulosa (Clouded leopard), 1271 nucleotides. It is a transcript of the gene WDR83, whose product is annotated as WD repeat domain 83. The record is from RefSeq and is a predicted model, not a curated record. The coding region runs from base 158 to 1135 and encodes 325 amino acids. Gene Ontology annotation, biological process: mRNA splicing, via spliceosome. Lineage: Eukaryota; Metazoa; Chordata; Mammalia; Carnivora; Felidae. The transcript is spliced from 9 exons. Gene Ontology annotation, cellular component: catalytic step 2 spliceosome. Gene Ontology annotation, molecular function: protein binding.